This is a messenger RNA of Saccharomycodes ludwigii, 588 nucleotides long. RefSeq lists its product as uncharacterized. The transcript has a single exon. NCBI's taxonomy places the organism in Eukaryota, Fungi, Ascomycota, Saccharomycetes, Saccharomycodales, Saccharomycodaceae. The record is from RefSeq and is a predicted model, not a curated record. The coding region runs from base 1 to 588 and encodes 195 amino acids.
AUGUCUAGGCAUAGAAAAUUAGAUAAAAUUAUACUAUCUCUACCAUUUCAAAAAGGACAUGGUUUAGGAGACGAAGAUGACACUUUUACCAUUCCACUAGAUAUAGCUGAGCAAGAUGAGUUAAUAACUAAUUUCCAACUGUCCGUUCACAAAUCAGAUACGUUUUAUACUCAGAUAAUCACAAUACUGUACUUGGGUUAUUGCAUUUUUUUCCUUUUGAUAUUAAAAAAGGGAAACAAAGUUGGCAUCGGACAAAAGUAUCCGGUUUUUUUGAAAACAGCCCCUGUCAAUUCGGUGGCUUUAUCACUAAUAAAUUUAAGAUAUAGUAUAAGGUAUCAAAUCAAAUUUAUAAAAAUUAACAAUUUCACUUUGAAUAUGAUAAAUGCCUUAUUGUUAACCAUAUUGGUCAUUUUAUCUAUCAAUACUAGUAGCAACAAAAAUUUGCAUGGAAUAUUUAUCCAUGCUUUAUUUAAUGUACCACCCGUUUUGUUUUUCCUUUUGUCAAUAUUUGCUAAAAAAUGGAACAGAAAUUUAAAUGAGCAAAUUGGGAUAUUAAUGAAAAGUAAAUAUAACUAUAAAAGUGCAUAG